AGAUUAUCCUUUAAUUGUCAGAUACUUUUAUGUAUUUGGCAUGUGCGAAGGGCAUGGUUGAAGAAUGUGUAUAGGUAUGUCAGCAAUAAGGAUAUUGCAACAAGUAUGUUCAAUAGAUUGGGUGAAAUAAUGUACACAAAGAGUGAUGAUGAAGGCAUUAUUACUCAGUUGAUAAAAAAAUUCAUGGAAGAUUUCAAAGAAGAAAAAAUUUUUAUUGAUUACUUUCAAAAAACUUGGUGUCAUGAUGAGAGGCGUAUUGGUAAGUUCACCAAAUUAUUCAUUAUGGUUUCUAUGUAUUUACAUCAUUUUAGUUGAUUUUUAUUUGACAUGAUUAUAUUUGUUUGUUUAGAUAUGUGGGCCAAAAACUUUCAAAGCUUUCCUCAUGCAAAUCAAGAAACUAAUGCUUCCAUAGAAUCGCACCACUUCCAUAUCAAGAGUCACCAUUUAAGUGAUCGUGCUAAGAAAUGUACAAGGAGAAUGGACUGGCUUAUCUAUGUACUUCUUUAUAGGGUAGAGCCCUUAUAUAAAAAUAAAAGAUAUUUGCAGCUAUCUAGGUUUCUAACAAACUUAAAAAAGGAACGAUAUUACAUAACUGCAUUAGAAAGAUAAAAAAAAUACCAGAUGCGGAUUGUCAUUCAUAUGAUCUUCUCCAUAACACAUAUAAGAUGAGAAGCCAAACAGUUCCAACCAAAUGGUAUUUUGUAAGAAAAUUUGGACUUGAUUUUUAUGUGUGUGAUUGUGAGUGGGCGAAAAGAGGAAACACAUGCAAACAUGUGUUGAAGAUUUUAGAUCUUCUAAAGAGAAACAAAACAAAUGAGCAAGAUCAAGGUAUUGGUAAGGUCCAUUUGAGAUAUAAGUUUAAUAUUCAUAUUUUUAAUGGUUAUUAUAUUUUUCUCAAAACUAACUAGAUUAAUCUUAUUAAGUUACAAAAGGUGUUACUCUAUUGGUUGAUGAUGACCACAAUGUUAGAGGGAGUCUUAUUCAUGAAAAUAUCACUACAGAUAGUUGUGUUCAAUUAGAAGAUCAAGAUGUGUCUGGAGUUGUCAUUGUUGAAGACCAAAGAACGGAGAACAUGCCUAUCAAACGAAUGCCACCAUGGUUUAGUCCAAGUAAAAUGCACAAACGUCUUUCUAUUCAUCAAAGACGUAAUGUCAUUUCUCAAGACUUGAACAAAAGAGUGGAGUGUGAAAAUUUCCAAUUCCCCUCUAUAGGAUGUAGAAAGAAGAAGAAAAAGAAGGUCACUAAUCGCUCAGGCAUAGCGAUACAAGAAGAAAGUCUUAUUAUCAUGCAACAACAAAAUAAAAUUUGUGGAGAUCAACCAUCAAUGGCCAAUGUUAUCCCCACUCAAACAUUUCGACAAGCCAUUCCAGUUUUAAAUGAUCAACAAAUACAUGAAGAACAUAUGUUGCCCUUUCCUACAGAUCUUAACCAAACAACAACAAUGGAUGCAAUGCAAACUAGAGAUGGUAUUGAUGAUACUAUAAUGGAGGAUCGUGGUCAAUAUUUUCCUGGAUAACCAUUAUGGUGUAUGAUACUUUAUUAUAAUGGAUUAUUUAUUGAGUGUGUACCUCUAUUUAGAAAUUGGAUCUUGGAUGAAGUGGCUUGUUUUUUCAAGAUAGAGACAUUAUUUGCAUACUAUAUUUUUGAGUUGGACUACUAUUAUGUA
Messenger RNA from Cryptomeria japonica (Japanese cedar), 1666 nucleotides. RefSeq lists its product as uncharacterized. The record is from RefSeq and is a predicted model, not a curated record. The coding region runs from base 1073 to 1516 and encodes 147 amino acids. The transcript has 7 exons. NCBI's taxonomy places the organism in Eukaryota, Viridiplantae, Streptophyta, Pinopsida, Cupressales, Cupressaceae.